GGCGGGCGGGGCUUGGCCUGGCGAGGAGGGGCAGCGGCCGCGGCCUCAGCAUCGGCUCGGGACUGGGCUCCCUCGCUCUCUGCUCUCGCUCAGCCCCUGCCCCAGGCGGCUCCGACGCCCGCACAGCCGCGGGCCCGAGCGGCCAGUGUUUGCAUGGACAAUCAGCAGAGUGACCAUUAAGGCAGCUGGGAAGCAAAGGAAUGUGAAGAUCCCACCAGUCCCAGGUGCUCCGUCUGGGAGAAGUCGGCAGGAGAUAUGGGUCUGAGCAAGGAAGAGGGCUGUACCCGGCGACCUCCCAUCAAGGCCCACUCGGAGCCCCCAGAACCCACCGGCCGAGUCAUCACUAUUGUUUUCCUGGCCCUGCUGAUUGACUUACUGGGCUUCACACUUAUUCUUCCCCUCUUGCCUUCCAUCUUGGAUCACUAUGGCAGAUCCAAUGACCCUUUUUACCAGUCUUUACAGCAGGGUGUGGACUGGUUUGCUGCGACGGUUGGUGUGCCUCCUGAGAGGAAAUAUAACAGCGUUUUAUUUGGAGGCUUGAUUGGCUCCAUCUUUUCCAUCCUGCAGUUUUUCUCCUCUCCUCUCAGUGGGGCAGCAUCGGAUUCCUUUGGGAGACGGCCAGUCAUGUUGCUGACUUUGGUGGGACUGAUCAUGUCCUACGCAUUGUGGGCCCUCUCCAAAAGCUUCGGAGUCUUUCUGCUCUCCAGGGUCAUUGGAGGAAUCAGCAAAGGCAAUGUUAGCCUUUCCACAGCCGUCAUUGCAGAUCUGAAUUCACCUCAGGCUCGGAGCAAGGGAAUGGCCAUGAUCGGGGUGGCUUUUUCCCUGGGCUUCACCAUCGGCCCGAUGAUCGGGGCCUUCCUGGCAGGGGAGACGGCUAAAGGAGACCGCUUCUACCUUCACGCGGCCUUGUGGGCGCUGAUGUUCGCCAUCUCUGACCUAGUGUUUGUUUUCUGCUUUCUUCCGGAGACCCUCCCCAGGGACAAACGGGUUUCUUCUGUUCUAUCUGGGUUCCAAGCUGCCUCUGACUUACUCAGCCCAGUCGCCUUAUUCCAGUUUUUGGCUGUCACCAGAGGGAAGGACUCCCCCUCCAGAGACAAACUCCAGGAUCUCAAAGUCUUGGGUCGUGUCUAUUUCCUCUAUCUCUUCCUGUUUUCCGGCCUGGAGUACACGCUGAGCUUCCUCACACACCAGCGCUUCCAGUUCAGCAGCAUGCAGCAGGGGCAGAUGUUUUUCUUUAUCGGGAUCACCAUGGCAGUCGUCCAAGGAGGCUAUGCUCGACGGAUCAAGCCAGGCUGUGAGAUUCAAGCUGUGAAGCGGGCCAUCUUACUCUUGAUCCCAGCAUUCCUGGUUAUCGGAUGGGCCUGGAACGUGACUAUGCUGGGUGUGGGGCUGCUCCUGUAUGCCUUCGCUGCUGCCAUCGUGGUACCUUGUCUGUCAGCCGUAGUCUCUAGUUAUGGCUCAGCAAGUCAAAAAGGUACAAUAAUGGGGACACUGAGGAGCCUGGGAGCUCUGGCCAGAGCUAUGGGACCCAUUGUCUCAGCAACAGUGUACUGGCUGGCUGGGGUCCAAAUGUGCUUCACUAUAUGCUCAGCCAUGUUUCUUCUCCCUAUCCUCCUCCUUGGCAGUCUGAAGCAGCAAACCAAAGCUGAGUGACUGCUUUUCUCCCGAGGUGCCAGUGACGUGAGGCCAUUUGUCAGCACCUCAGGCAUCACAGCCAACAUAUGGCUACACCUGACAGAAGCACUCAAAGAGAAAUCUGCCAUGAAAUAGACUGAUCCCAGCUGUUUCAGUUGUCAUCAUUAAGGAAGGGUUGUCUUCUUCAGUAUUGGGACCUAUGGAUGGUAGAGACUUGAUUUUGAUGAAACUGAACAUCAGUGACAAAAACUGACUGUGGUCUGUAAUAUUUGGGAUAAAGUAACAGUCGGGGGUUGAUAAAACCAUUAAGUCAUUUAUGAUACUAUGCAUUUUGCCUCUCAGUUUUUGAGCCUGAGAAUUUUGUAUUCUCAAGGCUUCUUGUGAGUCUCAAAGUUAUGGUGCCUUUAUUCUUUUCUGGGCUGGUUCAUUUAAGAUGAUGGUGAUAUCACCACUAGUUGACUGCAGCCCAGUGGGAAGAGUCUUAGAGGUGGUUUACCUCCAGAAUAGGCUAGCAAUCAGAGCUCUCUUUGUUGCCUUCAUGGUAUAAGUGGUUGGAAGCCACAUAGACUUGGUUUCUUAUGGUAAUCACCAAAAAUAGGGAUGAGUUGAUUUUGCCUUUUUCUAUAAAAAAGUUAAACUGGCCAAUAGCAGCAGCAUUGGCUACUAAUAUUGAGAAAACUAGUGGCUAUAAAAUUGUCAUGGUAUGUAAACAACAUUUAGAUCAAGGUACUGAGAGUCACAGUGUAAUUUUGACAAAUUAUGUAUAUCAGAUUAAAGUUAUUUUGCAAAUUGA
Messenger RNA from Sarcophilus harrisii (Tasmanian devil), 2428 nucleotides. It is a transcript of the gene SLC75A1, whose product is annotated as major facilitator superfamily domain containing 10. Gene Ontology annotation, biological process: transmembrane transport. NCBI's taxonomy places the organism in Eukaryota, Metazoa, Chordata, Mammalia, Dasyuromorphia, Dasyuridae. Gene Ontology annotation, cellular component: brush border membrane. The transcript has 14 exons. Bases 256 to 1653 code for a protein of 465 amino acids. The record is from RefSeq and is a predicted model, not a curated record. Gene Ontology annotation, molecular function: transmembrane transporter activity.